This is a messenger RNA of Galeopterus variegatus (Sunda flying lemur), 690 nucleotides long. Its product is annotated as microtubule-associated protein tau-like. The coding region runs from base 15 to 392 and encodes 125 amino acids. Lineage: Eukaryota; Metazoa; Chordata; Mammalia; Dermoptera; Cynocephalidae. The record is from RefSeq and is a predicted model, not a curated record. The transcript has 4 exons.
AGCCUUGAACCAGGAUGGCUGAGCCCCGCCAGGAGUUUGACACGAUGGAAGAUGAUGGUGGGACGUACGGGCUGGGGGACAGGAGAGAUCAGGGGGACUAUCCCCUGCUCCAAGACCAGGAGGGUGACACGGACCACGGCCUGAAAGAAUCUUCCCUACAGACCCCUGCUGAUGAUGGAUCUGAGGAACCAGGUUCAGAAACCUCUGAUGCUAAGAGCACUCCGACGGCCGAAGAUGUGACGGCGCCCUUAGUGGAUGAGAGAGCCCCCAGCGAGCAGGCUGCCAGCCAGCCCCCCACAGAGAUACCAGAAGGAACCACAGCUGAAGAAGCAGGCAUUGGAGACACCCCCAACCUGGAAGACCAAGCUGCUGGACACGUGACUCAAGGUUAGUGGGCCAGAAUUGCCUGCCAUGACUUGGGGGUGAGGGGACAGCUGGGAGCUCUCACAUGGGCUCUACCCCAAAGAGAGGAUUUGGACCUGGGCCCUAAUACACAAGACCAGGAGAUUUGGGGGAGCCGGUUCUUAUCAAAGGUGGACUAUUCAAAUAUAGAAAGACCCCGAGUGUUUUUCUUCUAACACCAUAUUUGAGUCAUUCCUAAGGCAUUUACUAUCCUGAAAGAAGCUGGCCUGGGAUUUGAGGAUGAAUGUCAAACAGGCACUCAAGUAUGUAUCAUGGGCAGUUCCCCCC